Molecule: messenger RNA, 1641 nt
Organism: Prosopis cineraria
Lineage: Eukaryota; Viridiplantae; Streptophyta; Magnoliopsida; Fabales; Fabaceae
Exons: 6
Coding region: 58-1320 (420 amino acids)
Cellular component (GO): Golgi apparatus
Source: RefSeq, a predicted model, not a curated record
AACGAGAUCUGUUGAUAACCUGAAAGUGUCAUUUGACGACACGUAAAGCAUGGGUCCAUGUUCUUGGUGCUGAUCUGGAUGGUGUACUUAAUCCCUCGCGGCACGCCAAAUCGUUUCCUCCUUUUACCGCUUGGAAUGGCAAUUCACGUCACUCCAAAUGCUAAACCAAAAUCCAGAUCUCCAAUUCUGCUGCUUGCCCUGGCAAUCACUGCAAUCGCGCUAUUGUUCCUGUUUCGCUCUCUGGUUUCCACAACCGGAUCCUCACUCCUCAUCUCAACAUCCCUUCAAAACGAGGUGAAACAGAGGCGCCAUGAAAGGUACUUGUACUGGGGCACUAGAAUUGACUGCCCUGGAAAACACUGCGACACUUGUGCAGGUUUGGGUCAUCAGGAGUCCAGCCUCAGGUGUGCCCUUGAAGAGGCCAUGUAUCUUCAGAGAACUUUUGUCAUGCCAUCAAGGAUGUGUAUUAAUCCAAUGCAUAAUAAGAACGGGAUCCUUCAUCUGUCCAAUACCUCCAGUUCAGGGGCAAGUUGGGCAGCAAGUUCUUGUCCCAUGGACACUUUAUAUGACAUGGACCUCAUAUCUGAGACUGUUCCUGUUAUUUUGGACAAUUCAAAAGAGUGGUAUCGGGUUCUAUUAACAAGCAUGAAGUUGGGAGCACAAGGGGUUGGUCAUGUGGAAGGAGUUAGGCGCAUUGAUCUUAAAGAAAAUAAUAAAUUCUUCAAUCUCUUGCUCAUAAACAGGACUGCAAGCCCUCUUUCCUGGUUUAUGGAAUGCAAGGAGCGUAACAAACGAAGUUCUGUAAUGUUGCCAUAUUCAUUUUUGCCCUCAAUGGCAGCAAGGAAGCUUAGAGAUGCAGCUGAAAAGAUCAAAGCAGACCUUGGAGAUUAUGAUGCCAUCCAUGUUCGUCGUGGUGAUAAAUUAAAGACGAGGAAGGACAGAUUUGGGGUUGAGAGGAGCUUGAGUCCUCACCUUGAUAGGGAUACACGGCCUGAGUUUAUUCUCUGCAGAAUUGCAAAAUGGGUCCCUGCAGGAAGAAUCUUGUUUAUUGCUUCGAAUGAGAGGACUCCUGGAUUUUUUUCACCACUUUCUGUCAGGUAUAAAUUGGCAUAUUCAUCAAACUAUAGCCACAUGCUGGCUCCCCUGAUCGAGAACAAUUACCAGCUAUUCAUGAUCGAGAGGCUUGUCCUGAUGGGUGCUAAAACGUUCAUAAAAACUUACAAGGAAUACGAGACAGAUCUAAGCCUUACUGAUGACCCGAAAAAGAACACUAAAAACUGGCAGAUACCUGUUUACACCAAGGAUGAAAGUACAUGCUAACGCUAACCCUCACAUGAUACUGAAAUUUCUUUGUAAUUAAAAUUUCAGGCAGAAAUUCUGGGUGUUGCGAAUUAUAGGCUGAUAAGUUAAAAUUGUAAAUUUUCACAAGUCGGCAAAAUUACAUUUAUUCGUUAUUCGUAUGUUCAACAAAAAAAAAAAAAGGUAUCACAGUGCGGCACUGUCUUUUUCAUUUAAGCUGUAGGCUUGUCUUCUAGUGAAGUCUUGAUCAGUAGGGUAACAACUCAUUCGUUAUUCGCAACUACUGUGAUGGUGGAGAGUCCACUGCUUAUUUUAAUGGAGUACACUUGUCUGCUUGUUCAA